AUGAUCAAGGCACAGACUGAGAUUCGAAAUCUGCAAUACUUGAUGGACAAGUCGGAAGGGGUGCUGUUCACAAGAUGUAUCGUUAAGUUGCUUGACACCUUUGUGCUCGUGGGUCCAAAUGGGAUUCAUCAGUGCUUGGUGCUUGAACUUGUCGGCCCUUCCUUCGAAUCAGUCCAACAGUCUUAUACGGACUUCAACAACUACGCUCAUCAUAUUGGAUUCGGUAAUGCUGAGUUCAACAACUCUACCCAAUAUUCCGAAAUCGAAUGUUCUCGUAUAUUUGAAAUUACCAAGCGGCUUUUCAUGGCGUUGAGAUUUGUACAUGGCUUGGAAAUGUGCCAUGGAGGUAUAAAUGGAGCAAAUAUUGCGUUCACUUUCCGAAACAGCCUGCGACAUGCGACCGAAGAAGACGUCUUUGGAGUAAUGGGAUCACCACAAGUUGUUCCACUGGAGCGCUGUGAUGGAAUGCCUUUGAGUAAAGGGCUUCCCAAAGAAAUAGUUCAGAGCGCUCAAUGGACUGGGUAUGUCGAUGAAGAUGAAUCUGACAUUCGUCUGAUUGGCUUUGGAAAGAGUUUUCUCCGCGGAGAAGAGCCAGAUAAACUCAAGCAGCCAGAGCAUCUGCGAUGUCCGGAAGUCAUCAUGGGAGACAAGCUUGACUGUCGUCUUGAUCUGUGGCAUACAGGGUGCUUUAUAUAUCAGCUCUUGAUGUAUGAGCCUCCGUUCCCUGGCUCGUCCGACGAUUACGAACACAUAAUGAAUAUUGUCGGAUUUGUGGAUGACUUACCAGUCGAGUGGGAGUCAAAGGUGGAAGAUCUUCGAGUGAUUUCCAAGCAGAAUCGUGUACUGGAAAACGUCUGCAAUACAGAUAAAAAAACAUGUGAGCUACAAGCUACGGAGGCCACUCUUCCCGAGUCUCUAGCACAAACUGAAGAGAAGUUAGCAGCAGAAGGAUCCCUAGCCAAAGACGACAAUUCAAGCGAAGGACAACACACUGGCCCUAGUUCACAGACACGAGAGCUUGCAAAAUUAGCUUCAGCAUCGCGCCUAAAAGAAAUUUUUGCCAAGAGAGCCAACAAUCCGAUGUUGGCUCCCUUGCUAACAAUAAUGGAAGGUUUCCUGCGGUUUCGACCGUCUGAUCGCUUGCCGCUCCUUGCAGCAACAGAGCUGGCAGAGUCAGCGUCAUUCCCAACGCUGGACAAGUGCCCCCUGCAGGGUGAUGCACCAGAGGGAAAACAGGAACUUACAGUCAGCGACGCGGUGGCGCAUCUUGAGCUAACUGGGGUUCAAGCGGACCCUGAACAGGCACGACCUGAUGCCCUGGAAGGUGCCAUAGGCUUAUCGAAAAAUCAUGAACAACGACAGCAGCCGGUACAGCGUGAGAUUACAAAUUCAUUGGAAGAGCGUGGCCCCCAACCGCAAGAGCGUCUAGACAUGCCCCGAAGUCCUCGGCAGGUACAACUCGAAGCUGCAGCCGAGACACCCGAGCCGCUUGUUAUUCAUGAGCCGCACCAGGAACAGGAACUAGAAGGGUGUCAAAGCACCGAGAAGACCGAAUUGGAGACCAAAACAGGGACUUUAGGCCCACCGAGCGAUCAUCAUGACCACCAGCCAUUCUUGCCUGAACAUUCUAGAAAUCUUGAACAAGAUCAGCUGGGAGUAGUGGACGGGGCUUUAGAUCUAUUCCCUGACCAGGGGAAACAGCAGCCGGAUAUAUUAGAUGGUUGUCAAAGCGUCGACAAAUCCCAGUCAGAUGCACAAACAGGGACAGGGACAUCGGAUCUGCAGAGUGAUCAUGAUGGGCCUCAGCCAACCUUGUCAGAGAACCCUAAUAAUCUUGGACCAAAUCGAUUGGAGAUAGUAGUUGGAGCUUCAGACUUACUUGACAACCAGGGUGGACACCAGCCAGAAAUGUCAGAGAUCCCCGAGAGUUCCAAUCAGUCACAGCUAAAGCAGGCGGAGGAUUCAGGGGUAUCAUCGGACGACGGCGGAGAGCAGAAAUCUAGAAGCCGGAAGAGGCUCCGUUCUCGUAUAGGAGGGCUGUUGAAUCAUAGCUGGACUCCAUGGAAGAGACGUCGGAAGUCUUAG
This is a messenger RNA of Penicillium coprophilum, 2085 nucleotides long. RefSeq lists its product as uncharacterized. Gene Ontology annotation, biological process: protein phosphorylation. The transcript is spliced from 4 exons. The record is from RefSeq and is a predicted model, not a curated record. Gene Ontology annotation, molecular function: protein kinase activity; ATP binding. NCBI's taxonomy places the organism in Eukaryota, Fungi, Ascomycota, Eurotiomycetes, Eurotiales, Aspergillaceae. The coding region runs from base 1 to 2085 and encodes 694 amino acids.